AUGAAACCAAAAACAGAUGUUCUCAUCGUCGGAGCAGGCCCAACUGGUCUUGUCCUUGCUCUAUGGCUCCACCAUCAAGGUGUCAACGUUCACAUUUUCGACCAGGCAGAGGCUCCAGCGAAAGAUUCAAGAGCGAUAGUUGUUCACGCACGCAUAAUAGAGCUGUAUAGGCAGCUUGGAUUGGCCGAAGACUUGCUGGCACUUGGGUACAAGCUGCCAGCGACAAAUCUCUGGAUUGGUUCACAACACAAAGCACACAUUUCGCUAGAAGACUUCGGUCGCGAGUUGACUCCGUAUUCCUUUAUGCUGAGUAUACCACAAGACGACCACGAAAGAAUGUUAGAAAAACGACUGAAUGACAUCGGCAUCCAUGUUGAACGCGGGUCGAAGUUGCAAGGCUUUGUGGACCACGGGUCAAGCAUUACUGCCACCUUGUUCCGCGAGACGGAUGGGAUCUCAACCACACAUGAGGCGUCGUACAUAGUUGGGUGUGACGGAGCACAUUCAGCUGUUCGUCACGGGAUUGGUGCCAAAUUCGAGGGCGAAACAUACAAACCGAUGUUCUACAUCGCUGACAUUGAAGGCAAAAGCGAGAAAUUCUUCAACGGCGAAGGGAAUGUGGUCUUCACAGACGAUACUUUCAACCUGAUAGUUCCUUACAAAAAAGCAGGUCAUGCACGGUUGGUUGGUAUCCUGAUCCCAGAUAAGGAUGGCGAUGGCAACUGUGAAUCAUCCGGGCAUGAGCACCAGAUCACGUUUGAAGAUGUUCGACCCAAAAUCAUGCAAGCGAUGGAUCUGGAAAUUACAAAGGUCAACUGGUUCUCCACCUACCGCAGCCAUCACCGAGUGGCCGAAAGAUUCUGCAGCAAUCGUGCGUUCCUUGUUGGGGAUGCGGCUCACAUCCACAGUCCAGUUGGCGGGCAGGGUAUGAACACCGGAAUUAUGGACUCGAUCAACCUAGCAUGGAAAUUAGCGACGGUCCUGAAACAGAUGAACAUGACCGAGGAAGCAAAACACCAACUGUUGGAAUCAUAUGAAUCCGAACGCCGCUCCUUCGCCAUGAUGAUCGUCAAAUCUACGGACACGGGUUUUACAACGCUGACAUCGAAAGGAUUCUUCCCAUACCUUCUUCGAAAUUGGCUGAUUCCGUAUCUUGUGCCGCUACUUGUGAAAUUUGAUUUUGCCCGGACCAGAAUCUUCCGAGGCGCUUCUCAGCUCAUUUGCAACUACAGGGGCAGCAGUCUUUGUCAGCCUGGACAAGGGACCAUACAGCCUGGUGAUCGUCCCCCGUGGGCUGAAAUCAGCCAGGUGGACAAUUUUUCCACCCUGCGAGGGAUUUGCUGGCAGCUCCAUAUCUAUGGGGACUCUUUACCGCAAUUUGAGGAGUGGGCCCGGAAGAUGAGUGUGGAGGUUUUUGUCUUCCCCUGGCACGACCAAUACGCCAGAGUUGGACUGAUUAGGAAUGCUGUUUACUUGAUUCGACCUGACCAAUAUAUUGCAGGCGUUUUUGAGGGUCCGUCUAUUGAGGGGUUGGUUGAGUACUUCGAUGCCCGAGGGAUUCUCCUAGGUAGAGGUUAG
Penicillium coprophilum is the source of this 1578-nucleotide messenger RNA. Its product is annotated as putative FAD binding monooxygenase. The coding region runs from base 1 to 1578 and encodes 525 amino acids. NCBI's taxonomy places the organism in Eukaryota, Fungi, Ascomycota, Eurotiomycetes, Eurotiales, Aspergillaceae. Gene Ontology annotation, molecular function: FAD binding. The record is from RefSeq and is a predicted model, not a curated record. The transcript has a single exon.